Biomphalaria glabrata is the source of this 2146-nucleotide messenger RNA. RefSeq lists its product as uncharacterized. The transcript is spliced from 8 exons. The coding region runs from base 259 to 2007 and encodes 582 amino acids. The record is from RefSeq and is a predicted model, not a curated record. Lineage: Eukaryota; Metazoa; Mollusca; Gastropoda; Planorbidae.
CCAUAUAGGACUUCAUGGUAUUAUUUAUGGUACACUAUUGUGUUCUAAAGAAUCCUAAAAAUGUGGAACAUGAGAUCCUAAAGAAUAAACGGAUUGGGAAAUUCCGAUAUUACCUUUUACGUUUUGAAAGUUAAAAAAUAUUAUUUUAGUGUCUUUAGUAAAAUGUUAAUUUUAAAAGUAAUAAUAAGUUAGAGAAUCAAACUUUAUGUAGUAUAAACUUUUAAAGUAUAACUUAACUAUUCAAAGUGUAUCUAUAAAAUGAGACCUUACAUAGAGUUGGUAGAGAUUGGACUAAAACUACACAAUUUAGAGGAAAUCAAAGCACUGCUCAACAAUGUUUUAGAAGAUGUUGACUUGGUCAUGAAAAAAGGAAAAUUAUGGAUUGAGGAAAAAGAAACAUCAACUUUCAUGGAAAUGAAACAAUUCAUUACAGAGACAACGUCACACAUUUUAAAUCGUUGCACAUCUGUAACACGUCAUAAAACUAAAGAGUUGGAUGUACCAGCUUUAAGUGUGGAACAAGAUACUCUUAAUCUGCAAUUGACAUUAAAAGUGAAAGAGAUGGAUUCUAAUUUCUCGUUACAAAGUAAAAAAAUAAAGAAACUCCAACAAAAUCUAAAGGAUCAACAAACAAUCGUUGAAAGACAGGAAGAUACAAUAGAAAUGCUGUUUAAUGAUUUCGAGAAUGAAAAUAAUGCAAAGUUUAGUGAAACAGAAAAUAAAUUCAAUGAUCGAUUUCAAGAAAUUCGCGAAGAGUUUAUGACAGAACUUCAAGCUGCUAGUAGUUUUAUAUCACAACAACAAACUCAAUGGGAGACUUUUUGUCUAGAAUUGAAAGAAAAACAAGAAAUAGAUAAAAUACAAGACCAAAAAGAACUGGAUGUUCAUACCAAGAUAGAAGAAUUGUUUAAAAAACAAAAAGAGUUGAGCAAAAAGUUUGAAAACAUCAUCGGAAAAGAAGAUUCUCAAAGAAAACUUUUUUUCAAAAUAAGAAAUCUUCAAAUGGAAUUUACAAGAUUUAGAGAAAAAGAAUUUUACUGUGAAAACACUGGUCAAUCUGAUGUGAAAUGCAAUGACAAAUGUUAUCAUGUCAUAGGCCAACAAGAUCAACAAAUAUCUGAUGGUGGACAAGAUUAUCUACAUGAAUAUCUAGCUGACUGUUUGCGACAUCCAGGUCAUUUAGAUUUCAUACCUGUUGAUACUUUAGGUUUGGAACAUUUACCCGAAGAUCUCAAUGACAAAGAUUUGUAUAACCUGAUCAAAGCUGUAGCAGACCUUACAGUCAGAGUGAAUGUCACUAUGACCAGUCCACACAGACCAAAGUUUUGGCCCAACACUAAAAUACCAUAUUCCUUGUACAACAUGAGAGGAAGUCAACAAUUAAGAACCGGAAAUGGAAUGGUACAAAAUGUUAACAAAAUCCUUGCAAAAACAUGUCCAUGCCUAAAAUGUCAACUUUCAGACAACCCAAAACAGUAUUAUUGGAGUGUUGGUUUUGGUACAAUUGCAAGCCUUGUUUUUGAUAACAUUGAAGCUAGUCAUACGACCUGCAGAUUUUUCUACGAUACAGAAUAUAGUCCAGAGAUAGUCCUAAAUGUAGAUGACAAGAAUGUUUAUAAAAGCGUAGAAAAUGAUUUGUCAUUUUUUUAUUGUUCUACUUGUGAUGAAGCAUUUGUUGACAAACUCGAAAAAUCGUUGAAACAGUUUUUACAUCUCCAACAAAUAGUUAAAACAAAAUAUAAAAAAACACUCACUGAGAAUAAAUUAAUGUUCCUGGUAUCACAUCCUCAUGGAUGUAGUAAACGGAUUUGUUUUGGUCAAUGGAGGGACAAAUAUACAACAUUUUUUCUAACAACCAGAUAUACCUACCUUACUUCAAUUUGUUCAGGAUGUAGUGGAGCUCCUGUCUACUUUUUGGGAGAUAAACGAUAUUAUCACAGUGGCAGUUUAAAUUCUGGACUCGGUUACAGUGAUUUUGGUGGAGAAAAAUACCAUGUUUUUUGGUAAAUGUGAUUUCAAAUUGUUGAUAUAAAAGCUGUUUAAUAUUGUGUCUUUAAAUGUAAUAAUACAAUUCAGUAUAAAAGCAAAAUUAUGGAUUUUCUAACAUUUUCUAAUAUGAUCAAUAAAACCUUUUUUUCAUAUUUCA